Messenger RNA from Filobasidium floriforme, 1675 nucleotides. RefSeq lists its product as uncharacterized. The transcript is spliced from 3 exons. The record is from RefSeq and is a predicted model, not a curated record. Lineage: Eukaryota; Fungi; Basidiomycota; Tremellomycetes; Filobasidiales; Filobasidiaceae. Bases 98 to 1468 code for a protein of 456 amino acids.
AGCUCAAACUCAAGUCAACGACAUCAACCCGGUCCAUAUCUUCACAACACCAGCAUCGCCACAGUAAAAUACUUUAGCACCAUUGCCAUUAAUCACCAUGUCCACCUCAAAAACCAUGCCGGACAUCGAGAUCUUUCGACACGCCCAAAACCUCGUCUCCUCCCGCUCCUACGCCCGCUCCCAAACGCCUUUAAAACCUCUCCGACCGUCUCAGAUCAGCUUGGUCCCCACAAACUUGCGAGUUGGGGGUCAGAAACGACAGCGUCAACGAAAGCAAAAUCUGAAGGAGGAGGAGGAGGAAAGUGAGGAAGAUGAGGAAAGCGAGGAGAGUGAUGAAGAGGAUCUGGAAGGGUUGACUACGGAGGAGCUGGAAGCUAGGGUCCUCUGCGCGUGGGCGAAAGAGUUGGACGGACCGAACAGACCUAGAUCUAAAUCUAGAUCCAUAUCGCGGCUCCAGCCGGAACCGAUAGAAUGUAUAGGCUCGGCCGCUCAGUACCGGAAGGAACUCUUAGCUCAGAGCCGGCCCCAAGCCCAGUCGCAGUCUCAAGACUCGGAGAGUAAGAAGUCUCAGAUCCUUUUGGCCACACCCGCCAAGAAUACAACAUCGAAUUCAAAGUCCACCGCACAAAGUGCAUCGAACUCGACCACGAACACUCCUGUGACGAAGACGACCACCCCGACGUCGAAGAAGAAAUCUUCUUCUACUUCGAAGAAACGUAAACGCGCAUCCACCUCGCCUCCCUCUGAUUUCGAUUCGCCUGUCGCUUCGGCCUCGGCUCCGGGACAGUUGGAUAGUAACAGGAGAUUUGGGCAUGAUGGGAAUGAGGGUACGACUUUGAGUGCGUCUCAACCUUUACCGGCUCGCCCGGCUUCGUCGGAUACGGAGGAAGAAGACGAAUCCGAGGUCGAAGCCGAUCUUUUCCCCGUCGAUACCCCUGCACAGACUUCAGCUCGACCUGCGAAUAUCACGUCUCGUUCUCAGGCGGGUAUGACGGACGACGAGACCGGAGACGAGCUGGAGUCGUUUGCCACGCCCGCUGGUACGCCCGCUCCGGCUAUCACCUCUGCGAGUAGCAGUGGGAGCAAGAGGAGGAAAAGCAGUAACGGAAACCCUGGAGGGUUCAAGAAGAACGAGCUGGGAUCGUUCAUGAACACCCCGAUGACUACUGGCGUUUCGACGCCUUUCGCCACCUCGCACUCGAACUCUAGCUCUACCUUGACCCCGACGGGGAGUGCGAUAUCGACCCCAACCCCGAUGGGCAUGUCGACCCCGACUCGACGACGCGGGACUCGGGAUCAGACUCGGGGGAAGAGCUUGAUCGAUUCGCCGGCUGGGUCUGGGUCUGAGGAUAGGAGCGGGGAGGAGACGGUCAGGAGGUCUGGGAGGGGGUUGGGAUUGGGUCUCGGGUUGGGACUUGGGCUAGGGAGGAGCGCGUCUGGGCUGAGGAAUGAGGUGGUCGGCUCGUAGCCCUUUUGCGUUGCUCUCGAUCUGGCCGCAGGACGGUAGCGCUUAGCACCGGUGAUCGCACUCACGACGCCCGACCUCUAUUCUUGUACUCGUUUCACAUUACGCACUUACGUCUGACUCGAUAUACCUUUUGCGCCUCUUUGCUCUCUGCCCUGUUUGUUAUCUUUCCCGUCGCCCCUGUCGCUAAUAGCUAAAUGAAAAAUGCCG